Gadus macrocephalus (Pacific cod) is the source of this 1543-nucleotide messenger RNA. RefSeq lists its product as uncharacterized. Bases 85 to 669 code for a protein of 194 amino acids. The record is from RefSeq and is a predicted model, not a curated record. NCBI's taxonomy places the organism in Eukaryota, Metazoa, Chordata, Actinopteri, Gadiformes, Gadidae. The transcript has 5 exons.
CGGGAGUUCCAAAGCGAAACUGACUACGAAUCAGACUGCUGCUCUACGGUACCGGAGAAACGUUUAACAAACUGAUAUCAGGGAAUGCGAAUGAGGAGUUUCUACAGUGUGAACGGCAGUAAUGGCUGUAGUCUCCGCAUCUGUGAGGAAUUUAAGCUAAAGUUGAAGGCCAAGGGUCAGACUGAGGUGAUGUUACCAAACCAAUGUGACUACCUCCUGGCCUUCUGUACCAUCAGUACACGGCCGGGGAUUGAUAUCCAUGAGACUAUGGAGAAAUGUCCAGGUGGAAAGCAGGUUAUUUUGGUGGUGCUACAUCAUACCUAUGACCAUGAAAAGUUAGUCUCUCCCAAGGCAAAAGAGAUUUCAUCAAACAUCCUCCUCAGUGUGGACGUCACGUUCUAUGAGGGAAAGAUGCUGGAAUGCCCCCACAAUGAAAGGGAAUUUGAUAAGAUCCUGAAAAUAGUUGGAUACCCCUAUUCUACGUUCAACCGUUUGAAAAACCGGGUCAUCCGCAUUUGCUAUUGGUUGGUAAAACCGAAGGUGCUGCUGGCUAUUCUCGUGUUCGUAGGAACACUGUGGUUUUUACCAAAGAAAGAUCGCAGUCUCUUCCGCAAGGACUCUGCCAGUUUAUGGAACUACUUGCCAACUGUUUCGAGUCCAUCACCUUGAUGAAUCUAGUAAUUAAGGAUGCUGUUUGUAACAUGUUGAUGGAUGUAAUUAUUCCAGGUGCUGUAGAUAAGAUUUGAAAGAGCGGAAGAGAGCAAGCCAAACAACCAAUUUUUUUUUUUUUAAUUGGUGAGAAAUUUUGCAUUUUACACACCUGUGAUUGGUGCGAUGUAGUAGUCUAUCAUCUAAAUUGUCUCAGAGGCAGAAACCAGUCAAAAAUAUUUUCUCACAGAGCAUUCCACUCACUAAUAGCUGAAUGAUGCAUGGCAUUUCUAUAAAAUUAUUAAACCCUAUAUAAUAUAAUAAUAGAUCUUAAAUCGUACCUACCGCACCAUUAAUGAUGAUAUGAUGAAUGAUGAAUAUCAUCGUUGUGCUUGAGGAUAUAUCAAUGUUUGGGAGUGAUCUCAAGGACCACAGAUGUUCGGAGGUUAUUGAUCAAGAGGUUUAACUUGGUAGCAAAAACCUUUGCGUUCAGAAGUGGAUUUUAUAAAAAAGGAUAAUAGAAUAAAAUUCUCUACAAUUUAUUCAUGUUAUUCUUGUGUUAAGGGCUUACAUUUGGACAAACAAUCUUUUUUUGCAUUUAAUUCAUCAUUUAGAAGUAACUACUACAUUGCCCAUGAUGCACAUCUGCAACCCAAGCAGUGUUGUGUUUGAUUAUAUGAUUGUAUGUACUUCACCUGGCUGGCUAGGCGCAGAAUUGCAACUCGCUAAAUAUGUUAUUUUUUUCUAGGAAGACAUCUAUCAUUUAUGAAUUAUAUACAUCAAAACGUCUAACUAUAAUCUAGAUAAGUUUGGUUUGUUUACAACCAACUGUGUUAAUAUGUGUUGCACCAAAUGUGUAUCCAAUUCAUAAAGGAAAUAAAAUACUGAAGAUAUA